This is a messenger RNA of Rotaria sp. Silwood1, 1797 nucleotides long. NCBI's taxonomy places the organism in Eukaryota, Metazoa, Rotifera, Eurotatoria, Philodinida, Philodinidae. The record is from the annotation of a GenBank genome assembly.
AUGUAUAAUCCCAAUCAAUACAUGAAUCAAGCUAAACGACAAAUGAGUGUUGAUAUGUCAUGGGAAGAAGAUACAAAAAAAUUACGAACAUGCAAUGAAAAUAAAUUUAUAAAUUGUAUUGAAAAUUUAUCUACUGAACUUUUCUAUGAAAUAUUUGAUUAUCUCGAUGGUCGUGAUAUAUACUAUGCAUUCUCAAAUUUAAAUAUACAUUUUGAAAGUCUUAUCAUGAGUUCAACAUUAGUAUUAAAAAUUCAUGACUAUGUUUCAUAUAAACAAUCAUAUGAACAUGAUUAUUUUCGAAUAAUUAUACCUAAUAAACAUCGAAUUAUUUCACUUCAUCUAUCAAAUGGAUCACAAUUUAUAACAUGUUCUAAAUUUCAUACUAUCGAUUCAUCAUUUUAUCGACUCGAAUCACUUAUUCUUCAUGGAAUUAAAUACAAUGAAAUAAUAUCAUUACUUCCGAGUUUAACAAAUUUACCUCGUCUCUCCUCAUUAAAUAUUAGUCUUGAUGAUGUUUUAAAUGAUUCGAAUGCAAUCUAUCGUUUAAUAUUUCGUUUACCGAUGUUAAAAUAUAAUAAACUUUCAGCAAAGAAAAUUGUUUUACAAGAUUCAGUCUCAAUUACUUCUAAACAACAAUUGACUUCUGUAGAACAAUUAGUAAUUGAUCAUCCUUGUACUCUUGAGAGCUUAUAUGAUAUUCUUUCGUGUACAUCAAAACUUCAUCGUCUAACAUGUGGCCAUUUAUUUCCAAUGAAUCAAAAUAUUUCUAGAGAAAUUCCAUUAAAAAUAUUUAAUUUAACAUAUUGUUCAAUAUCUCAAUGUUAUUUAAGAUUUGAUGAAUUUGAAAUAUUUAUUAAACAAAUAUCAUCUCAACUUCGAAUCCUACAUUUUAAAUCAUAUUCAGAUGUAUUUUAUCUUGAUGCUGAUCGAUGGCAACAACUGAUAUCACAAUAUAUGCCUUAUUUACAUACAUUUCAAUUAGAAUAUCAUGAGAGUGUUUCUGGUCGUUUUGAAAUUAAAUCAUAUCAUUCAUUUAUUAAUCGAUUUAUUUCACCAUUUUGGAUUGAAAGACAAUGGUUAUUGAAUAUUGAAAUUGAUUUGAAUCAUUGGCCACCUGCUGAAAUUAUAAUUUCUAUUCAGCCAAAAAGAAAACGACGAAAUGAAAUAAUAAAUUAUGAAAGAACUGAUGUUAACUUAGGAAGUCAAGAAUGUAUGCAUAUUUUUAAGCCAAUGUCUCAACUAAUUGUGCGUGGUUGUCAUUUUACACAAUGUAAUGAUUGGUUUAUCAAUUAUAUUCGUUUUAUCUCUUCUUUAGCAACAAUAACUUGUUUAGAUAUUGAAUUUAAAUAUUUUUCUAUUGAUAUUCUUGUUCAAUUUUUACAUUUAUUACCUAAUCUUGAUUCACUAACAAUAGCUAUUAUGUUUUCAAAUCAAAACAUAAAAUUAACUGAAGAACAGGUUAAUAUGAUUCGUACAAUAUCCAGUAUGAAUCAAAUAAUCAAAAUGAAUAUUGAACAAGUAUUUGAACCAAAUCAAAUUGAUAUUCUUAUUAAUCUAUGUCCUCAAUUGGAAUAUUUAAAUAUACAAUGCAAAAACUAUAUGAACUUAGAAUUUAUCAUUCAUGUUAUUUUAAUGAAAAGAAAUGCUAAUCUACAUUUUCUAUGUUUUUCCAUUCCAGAAGCAGAUGAUCAAAUGGUGAAAAAAUUGCAAACAAUGAUUUAUUUAAACAAAUUAAGUGUUAAUUAUACAAUUCAACGUUGUCGUAAUAAAAUUUAUUUACAAUGGCAAAAACAUUGA